CUAUUAAACACUUUCUAUUAACCGUUGGAUUAACCUCUGUGUCUAUCAUCCGACGGUUGAGAGUUUUGCUUUCUAUUUAUUACAAAAUAAAAACGCGCGGUCACCGUCUCUUUCUCUCACUAAGAACAGAGUCUCUCCGGCGAGAUCACCGGCGUAUUAUGAUAAAUUCGCCUGAGAGAUAUCGCGUGUAGUUAAAUGGGUCUUCCUCUGUUGACAUGCAGUACAACGAGAGUCGCUUUCUCUUCUUCUUCGUCUUCGUCUUGGUGCAGUGGAAGCGGUGGAUUUAGAAAGCUUUUCGAUUCUCCGGCGAGUUCGAGAUCAGAGUUGCAGCGGAAGAGAAGCUCGCGGUUAAAUGGUCUUUCUUUAGAGAAACCGAGGUCUGUCAAAGCGUCGUCGUCGUCAUCGCAGAGCAGCGGCGAGGUGAUCGACGACGAGUUAGCUGUGCCGUCGGUGGGAAGUUUCAGCGGCGGCGAGUUAGCUGGACCUUCGGGAGAGGUUACAUCGGUGGGCGAGUUUGUGGGUGGAAGCGGCGGCGGAGACUUCAGUGGUUGGGAUAAGGUCGGUGCUGUUGUGAGGCUGAGUUACGGAAUGGGGAUAUACUGUGGGAUGGCUGUAGCGGGAAGGUUUAUAUGUGAAGUGGCAGGGAUUGAUUACACAGGAGGUUUUAAUGCUUCUUUAGAUGCUAUUACUGCUGGUCUUGGUUAUGCUUCUCCACCUAUUAUGGCUCUUCUCUUCAUUCUUGAUGAUGAAGUUGUGAAGGUGUCGCCGCACGCUCGUGCCAUUAGAGAUGUUGAAGAUGAGGAGCUUCGAGGCUUCUUCCAUGGCAUGUCAGCUUGGCAGUUUAUCUUAGUAGUUACUGCAAGUUCAAUUGGAGAGGAGCUCUUCUAUCGAGCUGCGUUUCAGGGUGCGCUAGCUGAUAUAUUCUUAAGAGGCACAGAUCUCAUCUCAGAUUCUCGGGGAAUGGUCGCUUUGACAGGAAUCUUGCCUCCGUUUGUACCCUUUGCUCAAGCAUUUGCAGCUGCCAUCACUGCUGCUCUCACCGGUUCUCUCUAUUACAUGGCUGCUUCCCCUAAAGAUCCGACUUAUAUAAUGGCACCUGUCUUGAAAACUCGCUCUGCACGUGAGGAGCUGAAGAAGCUGUUUGCAGCGUGGUACGAGCGAAGACAGAUGAAGAAGAUCUACUCUCCUCUUCUCGAAGGUCUUUUGGGUCUAUACCUCGGCUUUGAGUGGAUUCAGACAAACAAUCUUCUUGCACCAAUCAUCACACAUGGGAUAUACUCAGCUGUUGUACUAGGAAAUGGUCUAUGGAAGCUUCACCAUCACCAGCAACGACUGCGCCUAAGGGUACAGAAGCUUGAGACUGAAGGUGAUAACAACUCAAGAUAGAUAAAUAGCUAAAAUAAAUACCCUUUUGUUUUUAAAUUUUGUGAAUUGUCUUUAAUGUAUUGAGCAGCCAUUGACAUUGUUGUACAAAAUAGAUAUAGAAAGCAAAGUGUAUAGAACCAUUAGCUAAUAAUAAGAGAGAAGCUAUGUGAAGCUUUUUUUA
Molecule: messenger RNA, 1546 nt
Organism: Brassica rapa (field mustard)
Lineage: Eukaryota; Viridiplantae; Streptophyta; Magnoliopsida; Brassicales; Brassicaceae
Biological process (GO): CAAX-box protein processing
Cellular component (GO): membrane
Molecular function (GO): metalloendopeptidase activity
Source: RefSeq, a predicted model, not a curated record